Molecule: messenger RNA, 1431 nt
Organism: Megalobrama amblycephala (Wuchang bream)
Lineage: Eukaryota; Metazoa; Chordata; Actinopteri; Cypriniformes; Xenocyprididae
Product: protein lifeguard 1
Exons: 7
Coding region: 146-1069 (307 amino acids)
Biological process (GO): negative regulation of apoptotic signaling pathway
Cellular component (GO): Golgi apparatus; endoplasmic reticulum; membrane
Source: RefSeq, a predicted model, not a curated record
CAGAUUUUCCACACAGGGGUUUUUGUAAAUGAUGUAACUGGAGGAUGUGGAAGCUACUUUAGCCUGUGUGAAACAAAGAUGAAGCAUUAAACAUCAGAGAGCUUGGAGUGAUUAGACUUCAAACAAGAUAACGCUGAGGAGAAGGAUGACGGACGUAGAGAACCAAAAAUCUCCGAAUGACUCUAUGACUCAGAGUGACCCUAGCCAUGCGACGACAGCACCGAUGUACGCUCCCCCUCCAUACAUGCCUCCUCCUUAUCCUACGGGCCCUGCCAUGUACCCCCAACCAAUUCCUGUACAAGUCUGCGUUAUCCAACCUGAUCUGCCCCCAGAAGAGGCAGGUGUCAUCAAAACAGAAGAACCAAAUCUAGCAGAUGCUGAGGAAAAUCAGAUUGUGUCAGCCUUUGAAGAUGAUAAGAUUCGGAAAGCGUUUAUCAGAAAGGUGUUCAGUGUGAUAACGAUUCAGCUACUAGUCACGUUCACUGUAGUCUGUGUGUUCACCUUCUCAAAAACAGUCAAGGCAGCAGUUCAGCGUAGCAUCUGGGUGUACCUCAGUUCAUACAUUAUCUUUAUGGUGGUGGCCUUAUGUCUUACCUUCUCCACCAAAUUCAGUCGCACACAUCCCUGGAACCUGAUUGGACUGUCAGUGGUCACGCUGAGUCUGUCCUACAUGGUGGGAACUGUAGCCUCAUAUCACAACACAGAUGCUGUGGUCAUCGCUUUAGGAUCAACUCUGGUCAUCUCAUUCACCAUCAUCAUUUUCUCUGCCCAGACUCGUUUGGACUUCACCAUUUGUAACGGCAUUCUGCUUAUACUGUCCGUCAACUUUCUCAUGUUUGGAUUCUUCACUAUCUUUUUCUACUCCAAUGUUCUGCAAGUUCUCUACGGUUUUCUGGGAGCCCUUCUUUACGCUAUGUUCCUGGCAGUGGACUGUCAGUUGGUGAUGGGCAGGAAAAAAUACAGCCUUGAUCCUGAAGAGUAUAUCUUCGGUGCCUUAAUUAUCUACCUGGAUAUCAUUAUGAUAUUCCUCUACAUACUUUUGAUUUUGAGCGGAGGCUCCAAAAAUUAAAUGCAUGCACAUCUUGUGGCACUCCAAGUCUGCACAUGCCUGAUGAUGUUCAACCUUCCGACCUCAAGUAUUCUCACGUCACAUGUCUGCUAUGAUCCCUCUACUGUUCACUGCCCCUGCUGCUUGUGUCUGGUUGUUUCUAUUUGUUAGAAGUUAUAUUUCUUUAAAAGAUCAAUUGCACUGUUUGCAUUUGUUGAUCACAAGAACUUUUAGUAAGUCUGCUAAAUGACCCUUAAAAACUUAUAUGUCUAUGGUGAUAAACACCCAAUACUUUAACACUUAUACACCCCUGUAAUAAUGUGACUGCUCGCUCUUAUUUAUGCUUUAAAGAAAUCAAUAAAUUCUGUUUUAUUAAAAAAAAA